AUGCUAACGAAAGUCACGAAACUGAACGCGAUUCGCGAAGAACGCCGGAUAUCUGAUGCCGCGCAGGAUGCCACGAAGGAUUCUGACGCUCCUGAAAUUUCAGGUGGCAUGGGCAACAGUGACUAUACAACGACAAAAAAUACUCGAGUUGAUACUAUGCUUGUUGAUGUGUUUUAUUUGCUUAGCCUUUUUUUCCUCACGGUCGGACGCAGCCGAGAAUGCCCGGCUAUGUUCAGUCAAAUUGGAUGCAUGAAGCAGCUGUUGGACCACAUGGACGAGUCCGCUGUAUACACGGAGGCAGACCUAACGCCUUUUAUUAGUCGCAUUCAGGAACUACGGGACAUAAUCAAGAACGAUGAGCGGCAAAAUAAGCACCCGCCACAGCUCACAAAGCUUAUGGCGCACAAGCUCGAGGCUUGUCAGCAAGUGGUGAACCGAUUGCAGAAUUCGCUGUCAGUCAUUUCAGUGGAGCUCCUUGCGAUUCACCAAAAACUCGUACAAAUUCGACGGCAGCUCAAUGCAGCCGCUGCGCGUCCAAAGCCACCGAAAGGUGAUGUGAAGCAGCUGCAGGAAGAACUGCGAAAGAUUGAUGCAAAACGUGUCGAUGGCAAGUUUCUUGGUCCUGGUGGAUCAUCGGUACCUGAGGGCCAGGAAAUGCUUGCGGGUCUGUUAGAAAGCUGCUUCGAGCUAAGCAACGACAUUCUUGUGCGCAACAGCACCGUGUCUCCAACCUUGCAGCCUAUCUAUGACCGUUUAUUGGAGACGAAGCAGCAGCUUGAGCAUCUUGAGCAACGGCACCGAUGGAGCUUGCGAGAGACUGAUCUUUGGACGUAUCACCUUACGCUUAAGGAUAUUGAUCGUAUGCGCGUGAAUGGGAAGUUUCUCGAUAGCGAGGGGAGACAGCCUGAGGGACAACUCGUGUUGCUGUAUUUACUUCGCAGGUCCUAUGGUUUAAUCAAUAAGUUGCUUUCUUCAUCGGAGCCACUGUCAGAAGAGCUCAUUCCUGUCUCCGAUAAGCUCUCGACCAUUUCGAAGUGCCUUCGUGAAGUGAGCAAAUAUGGUGGCACAUUUUCCUUGCGUGAUAUGUAUCCAUAUCGACUUGCUUUGCAUCAGAUUGACAGUAUGAGAAAACCUGUGCCGGACAAGGAUGGACAUCCGACUGAUGUGGCGCGAUGGCUUGCGCCUGACGGUACUGUGCCAGAAGGCCAGAGCAUCAUCCAAGCACAGUAUGAAGAGGUGGAGCAAACGAUUGAAGAGUUGUUGAACCGAGAGGAAGAAGACGAGGAAGACAACGAAACGCUGGAUGGAUCUGGCGUGAGCGAGACGCUGGAAUGCGAUACGCUCAGCGAUAGUGAUCGAGUCAUGUCAUCAUCGCAAGUGGUUGAGAGCCAUUCGGGCAACAGUGUUGCUAGUCCAUCGGGCGAACUGGACACUAAACGAGCAACUGGCUAA
Messenger RNA from Malassezia globosa CBS 7966, 1452 nucleotides. RefSeq lists its product as uncharacterized. The record is from RefSeq and is a predicted model, not a curated record. Gene Ontology annotation, cellular component: nucleus; cytoplasm. The coding region runs from base 1 to 1452 and encodes 483 amino acids. NCBI's taxonomy places the organism in Eukaryota, Fungi, Basidiomycota, Malasseziomycetes, Malasseziales, Malasseziaceae. The transcript has a single exon.